CAAAAAAAUAAUCAAGCCCAAGUCAUCUUCUAAGUCGAUACUGUGUACUCCCACCGUGCACCUCGCACGCGCCGUGGACACACCCCAUAGAGAGAACCAAGGCCCGUCCAUCCUUCUUUAUAUGUACGUACUUACCCAGCCUGUUGAGCCAACCAGCCGCAGAAGGACGAAAGAAUGAGCUACCAGCAAAUCCCUCCGAGGGGCUCCUACCCUCCACCAGGAUACGCACAACCCUACCCACCUCCGCCAUAUGGAUCUCAACCUUAUCCUCGACCUCCACCACCCCAAGGAGUCUACCCUCCUCCCCCACCGCCGGGGUACCAGGGCUACUUCCAUGAUGGGUAUCCUCCUCCGCCUCCGCCUCCUCCAUCUCAGCCCUACUACCACAGCCAUGAUGAUGGUGCUUCCUGUUCCUCCUUCAUACGUGGAUGCUUAGCUGCUCUUUGCUGCUGUUGUGUGUUGGAAGAGUGCUGCUUCUAAGAAACCUUAAUGUGUAACAUGGAAAUAAUCUGCAUUGUGCUCUAUAAUUGCCACUGAUGUUGUCUAUUGCUGCUUACAGCUUAAGGUCUUAGGAGGUUGUAGCAUUACUCAACAGUGACUGUUUUUCUUCCUAUAUUUCUCAUCUUGACCCUGUAUCAUGGUGGCCGUGGAUUGUGUAUAGUAUAAGAUCUUUGGAACUUAAGGCUUAUUUGCACCAAUCAAAGCUAUUCAUUCCAUAAAAGCA
Molecule: messenger RNA, 724 nt
Organism: Phoenix dactylifera (date palm)
Lineage: Eukaryota; Viridiplantae; Streptophyta; Magnoliopsida; Arecales; Arecaceae
Source: RefSeq, a predicted model, not a curated record